This is a messenger RNA of Endocarpon pusillum Z07020, 2796 nucleotides long. RefSeq lists its product as uncharacterized. The coding region runs from base 1 to 2796 and encodes 931 amino acids. The record is from RefSeq and is a predicted model, not a curated record. The transcript is spliced from 4 exons. Lineage: Eukaryota; Fungi; Ascomycota; Eurotiomycetes; Verrucariales; Verrucariaceae.
AUGGGCAUCAAGAACUACUUUCAUCCGGCCGGCACAGAUGCACCUCCCCAGAAACCAGCUGCCGCUGUCACGGCACCAGCACGGUCAAAGCCCUCUGGGUUUCCAUCUCUAUCUUCGAUGAAGUUUGGCUCGAAGCAGUCACCUGUCGCUGCGGCUCCAAAUAAUGUUGAGCUCAGCAGCAUCCCAUCAUCAAACACCUCGCAGGUUGUCAGGUCUCCAGCGCGGCCAGCGUAUCCUGGCGGUGACUUCAGAAAUAGCACCUCACCGCAACUGGCAGACAUGAAAGCUGAUGUUAUGUCGAAUUGGCUUUAUCACCAGCAACGGGAGAGGAUGUGGACGCAGGGAGGGUGGGAUGAGGGAGUGAUCAUGAAGAAGGCAAGAGACGACUAUAUCUCCUGCCCGACAGAACUAGUGCAGCACAGGAAUGGCUUCUAUGAUUCUAUCAAAAAGCUUAAUGUGAAGUGUGCUUUGACCAUCAAUACACAGGUCAUCAAGCUUUUCCUUCGCAGUACCGACAUGCACUACGUUCCCCUUGACAAUGGUCUCCGGAUCCAAGUUUUGCCGAACGUUAACUACCUUCCGGAAUGCCAAAAACAUCACUUUGCAGCCUUCAUCCAAGAACCUUCAAUGUUGGUCGUGUGGGAUGAUGACCCAAAUCAUCUUCUAUCUCGAGCCCAAAACGUAGAAGACCAGCUCAUGAAGAUGAUAUGGGAGGACGACGAGGAGCAUGAAAAGGGUAGUACCGCGGUAACAAGCAAGGUCCCGAGCAAAGCUCCGAGCAAGAUGGGAAGCCGUGCGCCCAGUGUUUACAUUGACGAAGUCUACGGAUCACAAGACGGCCACAUCGAAGAAGGUCUGGCCGAGGCACCUCGAAAGAUUGUGCUCAUCCAGCCAGUACUGACAGCAAUCACGCUCAUUCUGGUCAUUGCAGCGCUUGGAGCUGGAUGGAGGCAGAUUGCUCUUGAAGUGACAGUGGACAAGGGGUGGUUAAGGCUAGCUUUUGUGGUCGUUGUUCCACUCCAAAUCUGGCUCGCUCUGUUCUUCAUGCAAUCCCUCGCUGGCUGUGUCGCGCAGAUCAUAGGUCCCAUCAGUCAAAUGACCGAUAACACCAAGUUCUUCUCCGGAACAGCUCCGCCACGUAUACACCAUGAAACGCUACCCCAUGUCACGAUCCAGUGUCCGGUGUAUAAGGAGGGUCUCUGGUCUGUGAUUGAUCCAACCGUGAAAUCGAUCAAGGAAGCAAUCUCUACCUACGAAAUGCAGGGUGGCUCGGCCAACAUAUUCAUCAACGAUGAUGGUAUGCAGUUGAUCUCGCCAGAAGACGCUCAGCAACGGCGGGAAUACUACGAAGAGCACAAUAUCGGCUGGGUUGCUCGUCCAAAGCACAACCCCAAGCCAGCCGACGGAGAGAAGGCGUUCAUCCGACCGGGCAAAUUCAAGAAAGCUUCGAACAUGAAUUAUGCUCUUUAUGUGAGCGCUCGGGUAGAAGACAAGCUCGCCGUCUUCCAACGCGAAGGCGUUUGGUCGCAACAACAGGAGCGAGAUCUCUACGACAACGCACUCUCGCAGGUCAUCGAGGAGGAUGAAGGCCGCACCUGGGCGGAAGGAAAUGUUCGGAUCGGCGACUAUAUCCUGCUUAUCGACUCUGACACCCGUGUCCCCAGCGACUGCUUCCUAGACGCUGUGAGCGAGAUGGAGGCAUCACCACAGGUGGCCAUCAUCCAAUUCUCUUCUGGCGUGAUGAACGUCACCGAUACCUUUUUCGAAAGAGGCAUCACAUUUUUCACCAACCUGAUCUAUACCGCAAUUCAGUUCGCGGUGGCUAAUGGUGACGUUGCCCCAUUCGUUGGUCACAAUGCUUUCCUCCGCUGGUCUGCCGUACAAGACAUUGCAUAUCUUGGAGACGACGGUGUCACGGAGAAAUAUUGGUCUGAAGCCACCGUCUCUGAAGACUUCGAUAUGGCUCUUCGACUGCAAACCACUGGAUAUGUCCUGCGUCUUGCCGCUUACGCUGGUCAGGGAUUCAAAGAAGGUGUGUCGCUGACUGUUUACGAUGAGCUUGCUCGAUGGGAGAAAUAUGCCUACGGAUGCAACGAGCUGAUCUUCCAUCCCAUGCGAUACUGGAUAUUCCGAGGACCUUUUACACCUUUAUUCCGACGGUUCAUGUGCAGCAACAUGCCUCUGCCUUCGAAACUUACGAUCAUGGCGUAUAUCGGUACCUACUAUGCCAUUGGCAGUGCCUGGAUACUCACCGUGGCGAAUUACCUCCUGGUUGGAUGGUACAACGGAUGGCUUGAUCUCUACUAUAUCGACAGCUUCAAGAUCUAUUUCUCUAUCGUUCUCGUCUUCAGCGCUCUCGGCAAUUUUGCUCUUGCCGUCCUUCGAUACAGAAUUGAAGAGAGGAGUUUGUUCGGCUCCCUUUUCGAAAACCUGAAAUGGGUACCUCUCUUGACGGUUUUUCUAGGUGGUAUCUCGCUUCAUGUCUCCCAGGCACUCCUCUCGCACAUGUUCAGCAUUGACAUGUCCUGGGGUGCUACCGCGAAGGAGGCAAGCGACACGUCAUUCUUUGAAGAAGUCCCUCGCAUUUUGAAGAAGUUCAAGGUCACCUUCAUUUGGUGCAUAUUCAUGAUCACCGCUAUGAUCGUUUUGGGUGGUGUUGGACCUGUUGGCAAGUUGGUGCCGUAUCAUUGGCACAUCAACGCCUUUACUGCCAUUUGGCCGUUGGUUACUAUCGUUGCCAGUCACUUUUUGUUGCCUAUCGUUUUGAAUCCUGGAUUGAUGCUGUUCACCUGGUGA